UCCCAGCAGUCCCGCGCUUGCUCCUCGCCCAUCCCAGCUGCCUCGCAUGGGCAGGAGGGAUCAAAACCAUCUUCAUUUCUCCCAGCUCUGCCACUGCCAGCACUCCGUGGGUGGUUGGCCGUGCACCUACAGGCUGGCUUACCAGGAAGGAGAGGGCGAAGAGCAGCUCUCAGGGGAUUUAUUAAAAUUGCAGGUGCGGCAGGAGCCCUUCCCUGGGGCCAUCUCGCCAUGCAGCCAGCAACGAUGUCCUGCAGUAACCUGGCACCCCGCAGAAGGACCUGCCUGCCUUAGCCAGCCCAUUGUCCCAGGCAUUCUUCUGGCGAUGGCCUCAUUGUCCCAGUGAGCAGCAGAAGGACAAGGACAAGGACUGAGUCCCCCCAGGAGAGCCAUGGAGGCCCCCUUGGACGUGCCCGUAGGGAACCUCAUUGAUUUUGAUGCUGAAACACCCACCUGCAUCCCCUCGGAGCCCUCCCCUCCCGCUGCUCCCAGCGGCAACGGGCGCCUGGGGGAUGAGGGGGACGCAGCUGGGGAGGAGAGCGAUGCCACCGAGUCAGCGGACAGCGAGAACGACAUGGGUGACUCUCCCAGGCUCUGGGGUGGCUACCACCGCUCCUCCUCCAACGAGUCCUUCUCCUCCAGCCAGAGCACCGAGUCGGCCCGGGACGAGGCGACGGCCGAGCGCCGGGAGUUCAUGCGGCACUACGUGGAGAAGAUCUUCACCGGGGGAGAGGAUUUGGACCAAGAAGAGAAGGCCAGGUUUGGUGAGCUCUGCAGCGGCGAGGAUGGGAAGGGCAGGGAGUGGUUUGCGAGAUAUGUGAGCGCCCAGCGCUGCAACUCCAAGUGCGUCUCGGAGCAGACCUUCUACCGCCUGAUGCAGUCAUUCGCCCUCGUGCUGUUUGAGUGUCACCAGAUGGAUGACUUCAGCCCUGCCAAGAACCUCAUGACCAUGUGUUUCACCUACUACUACGUGGGCAAGACCCACGCGCUGCCCUUGGAGGCCAAGGAGAAGCCCAUGGGCAGCAUCGACUCGUACCUGAAGUCGGCAAACAGCUGGCUGGCGGAGAAGAAGGACAUCGCAGAGCGGCUGCUGAAAAACACGUCAGCCAAGACAGAGAAUGUUAAAGGCUUCUUCGGGGGCCUGGAGACCAAACUGAAGGGUCCUACCACCAAAAAGAAUGACGAAGGUGAGGACAAACCAAAGGAGAAGCUGAAGAAGACGGUUUCUGUGCAGAGCCCAGAGGAGGAGAAGAAAGGGGAGAAGAUCUACCUGUACAUGCACCUCAAGCAGCAGCCGAUCUGGCACAACCUGCGGUUUUGGAAUGCUGCCUUCUUCGACGCCGUGCACUGUGAGCGAAGGAAGAGGUCCCCCACCACCAGAGGGGACGCUGGGGAGGAAGAGGAGAAGAGGGAGAAGUGGUGCCACAUGACGCAGGAGGAGCGUGAUGACAGCCUCCGCUUCAAUGAGAACAUCACCUUCGGGCAGCUGGGCACCUUCAUUCACAACAUGCUGGCGUUCGGCCUGAACAAGAAGCUCUGCAGCGACUUCCUGAAGAAGCAGGCGACCAUCGGCAAUUUGGAUGAAGAGCAAUACAAGCUGCUCAGCGACCACAUCAAGCAGAUGGCCACCGAAUAACCGCCUGGCUGGCACGGCGGCGGAGAGACGGUGGCCAGAGUGGGUGGGGAGGGGAGAGAAACCCAACUCUGGGGCUACCUGAAGCCGAAGCUGGGCUACCUAAAAAAAAAUCAAACACACAAGCUGCAAUAAAACCUGCAUGAUCCAAACUUUAGAGCUGCACCAGGACAGCUGGUAGAAAUAGAAGCCAAACAGUCCCCCUCCUUCCCUCGCCAGACCCUCCCAGAUCUAUUUUCGGAGUAGACAGUCCCAAAAGUGUAUUUUGUUAGUUAAAAAAAAAAAAAAAAAGACAAAACCAAAAUAACAAAAAACAAAGAGAAAAGCAAAAAGAGAGUGACUGCUGCAUCCCCCCGUGUGUCUAUGGGAGCUGGACCGCCGUGUCUCCAGCCCUGCCGUGAAACACUGCCUGUCGUCUCCGGUGUUUCACAACACAACGGCAGCGAGUGCAGCGCUGCCAAAUGCGUUUGCUGCUUGAUGCCCUUCCGAGGCUGCCGUGGAUGGUGGUAAAUCCGGAGGAAUCCAAGGCUGUGAGUGUCCUGCUGCCUUUCCCUGCUGGCAUCUGCUUGGCGAGCACAACAGAGGCUGGAUCUGGACCAGGGAUACAGGAGGUGAGGGCAGGGGCCGCAUCCAGCCGCCGGGGGAAGCCACUGUUGGGGGGGAGCAGCCGACUCUGCCUCUGGUUUGACCCAUCUCCCUCCGUAGUGAGGCACCAGGCGUUCGUAGCAAGUGGGUUUGCUCUGGCAAGGCAGGAGCCAGCUGCUGAGGAUGGCGAUGCUUGGGAUAUGCAGCAGCCGACGGGAGGCUUGGGGUCAGUUUGGCAGUGGUGUAUCCAGAGGUGUCACCGCUGCCUGGGGACAUGGGCAGUGCAGGGGCUUGCUGGGAGCAGGGAUGGAGCUGGCAAAGUGCUGCUGCCUUCCUUGGUAUAAGGCUCCUUGGGAGGUGGGGGGAAAUCCUUCCCUUGGGAAACCUUCCCUGCACUGCCUGUGUGGUUUUAUACCUCUGGGCAGAGAGAAAACACAGUUUGCUCCACAUCGUUAGCCUGGAUCAGCAGGAAGAAAGCCAUGGCCUUGGGUGGGACUGCUGGGAGAGGAGGCAGAGGAGCACCACCUGAAAGCAGCUUGGGAGGAGGCAGCAAAGCAGCUGCAGGGCAAUUUCCCCCUGCACCCACUCCCUGCUGCAUCGUCAGCAUCGGGGCUGCUGUGGGCUUGUGGCCUUUCCUGAAGCCUCCUGGCUUCCUGCAGCAGCCAUGGUAUUGCAUUAAUCACCCUCCUACCCCAGGCUGCACCUCGCUGCCCUCUCCCUUGCCAGCCCCUUCGCUCCAGCUGAUCAUCAAUCAAACCUGAAAUAGCCCUGUCUUAAGUACAACUCCUGUUCCGCUCGAGUGAUGGCAGCUACCUGGUAUGCAGCGUAUCUGGUUUUUCCCCACAGACCUUGCAUGGCAUUUGCGGAGAAGCUGGGGACAUCCCUGCUCUGAUGGGACCCGGUCGGCUCUGUCCAUGGGGUCAGAAGACCCCAGCCCCUCCAGUCCAGCACUCGGUCUCACCCCAAAAACAUUGUCCUGGAACACGAGUCCAGGUUUCAAGGGACCAUCAGCCCGUUUUCCCCCGUGCUGUCAGCUCUAUCCCUUAAGAUAAAUAGCAUAGCAGCGGUUUUUCCAUGUAGCUCUUAGUUUCUGGUGUCAUUUCCUAGCAUCAAAAUGAUGCUUUUUCCCUAAGCUGGGCUUCCCUUGCUGCCUGCAUUUUGGAAGCUCUGGCUCCUGCCAGCACGGAGCUGGGACUCUGCUCUAUGCCGGGUGUCGGAGGAAGGAUCAGAUCCAGCACUGGCUUUCCCUUGGCCAUUCCCAAAUCUGGGCAGAAUUAGUGAAGAAAGGAUUUUGUCAGGGCCAGGGGCUGCCAGAGGGGACUAACGUGCACUUUGUGACAAACACUUUUCGGCUGGAAAGGCUGUGCUGGAGCACAAGCAUCAGGCAGCUCAGCACCGAGACCUGCAUCCUGGCGUAUCCCAUCCCCGUGGCAUCCCCACCUCUGUCCCCACUCGGGCCUUCCUGAAAUCCUGCUUUGUUUCUUUAUUAUUAUUUUUUUUCCAACAUGUAAAAAAGUUCAGCAGUAAAAUAUAUAUUAUUUGCAUGUGUAUUUUUCUAAAAAAAAACAAUAUUAAAAUAAAAUAAAAAAUAUCUGUAAACCCUUCCCAACUGGGACUGUGUGAAGGAUGGGGUGAGAAAGAGAGAUUGGAAUAAAUUGUCUUAAAAAUUA
Phalacrocorax carbo (great cormorant) is the source of this 3885-nucleotide messenger RNA. The record is from RefSeq and is a predicted model, not a curated record. Lineage: Eukaryota; Metazoa; Chordata; Aves; Suliformes; Phalacrocoracidae.